This is a messenger RNA of Ilyonectria robusta, 1245 nucleotides long. RefSeq lists its product as uncharacterized. Bases 208 to 1245 code for a protein of 345 amino acids. NCBI's taxonomy places the organism in Eukaryota, Fungi, Ascomycota, Sordariomycetes, Hypocreales, Nectriaceae. The transcript has 8 exons. The record is from RefSeq and is a predicted model, not a curated record.
CGCUUCCAGCGCGCCGCCAGAUUUGAAGCUCUGCGCAAGACAGGGAGUGGAUAUUACAUGUUGGAUAAUGAAUUCUGCGCAACAAGUCCUGCACAAUCGUCUCUGCACAAGACUGUACUCGUAGCGUAGCCUGCGCAUAGGAGUCCUACAGCCCUGCGCAACAGUCUCUGUCUUGCCCAAGACAUUUCUUACGCUCGAUAUUUGAAAAUGCGGAUAGGAUACUUAAUCCCGCGCAACGGUCCCUGCGCAAUACCACUCGCGCAACCUAUCCUGCAAAGGGGCUACCGGACUUGGUACAAGUUGCGGGCAGGCGCAACUGGCGAUUGUAUCCUCCCUUUAAAAUGCCUGGAAUGGGAGUAUUAUUUUCCUCAGUAUCCCGUUCUUCCUGUUGGGCACUGCAAUAUCCCCACAUUCGAGCAGACCUUCCAGACGGCGGCGACAAUCGGGCAACCAAUAUCAACCGUUCUUACAUACAACCCGGAUCUAUCGCUCUUCGAGUGGUUUGGUAAGGAUGACGGCCAUCCUGCAAUCGGCAGGCAUAGAAACACCCCGAACCUCCUUUUUCGAGGAACACACCCUUGCCAGUUCGAUAGGCUCCUGACUCUAAGCGCCAACAGUCGCAGAAUGAAAACCGUUCUGGGCAGCAUCUUUUAUGAGUCCGGCGUGCCAGCCAACGCCUGCGGAAGCGAGGGCCUUCACGUCUUAGCUCACAUGUUCUUUAAUCGAAGCCCUCAUAUCUCAGACUUUCUACGGAACACCUCCUGCCUCCUUGGUUUUAACAGAAUUAACCUUCAUAAGGCGGCCUGGACCGGUACCCUCAUAUCCUUCAUUCAGGAGCCAUGCCGCCUAAUGUUUUUGACCCAAGAACCGCCCCGAGAAUUCCCUCCAAUGUAUCCAUAUCCUCCUUUGGGAGACACCAAGAUCAGGGACACCGGCCUUGGCGUUCAACUUCAUGCGCGUUGUCAAGGCAAUCAUGGUCUCCAGUUCUUAUCACUCACGUGGAAUUGCGUUGGGGGCAGGAAGGACAUAGAAACAACAGGACCCGUAUCUGUAGUGUCCAGGGACUAUAUUGUUCGCACACCGCAGCACGAGUUUAUGGCCGUUGAAGUGGGCUAUAAGUGGCUAGACCGAGAGAGGGAUCUUUCCGCGGAUAGUUUCACUGUUACAGAGCGACACAUUUAUUGUUACGAAUGGAUUAACACUUUCGAUUCGGACGACGAGAGUGUCCAUCCGUCUAAACAUUGA